Brassica napus (rape) is the source of this 2013-nucleotide messenger RNA. RefSeq lists its product as uncharacterized. The coding region runs from base 1 to 2013 and encodes 670 amino acids. The record is from RefSeq and is a predicted model, not a curated record. NCBI's taxonomy places the organism in Eukaryota, Viridiplantae, Streptophyta, Magnoliopsida, Brassicales, Brassicaceae. The transcript has 2 exons. Gene Ontology annotation, molecular function: catalytic activity.
AUGGGUUCCUCACCACCGCCUGUUGACCUAGUUCUACAGUCCCCGGUGAAAUCCUACUCCCAAGCUGCUACUCAAAGUACACGUGAUCUAGAAGGAAAACUAAUAAACGUUAUGCGUUUCUCACCGGUGGUGGAUAUACAAGGAGGUGUAGCAUCUGUUGACCUGCCAGAAGAACUUCUCACUGAAUCCAAACCUUUGUGGUCUGCAUUUGUUGUUGGACACUUCAUGGGGGAUGCUCCACACAUCGGAAAAGUCCACGCCAUAGUAAACCGCAUCUGGUCAUUCCCAGAUAGAUCAGCAAAGAUAGAUGCUCACUUCAUCAGUCCACGUACGGUUCUCUUCCGCAUUGAUAACCAGCACCUAAAGGAGAGAGUCUUGAAGAGAACUUUCUGGCAUAUCGCCGAUAUACCUAUUGUGGUACGAGGAUGGUGUCCUAAAACUGCCUCUGCGCCACCUGAUCUUACGGCUAUUCCGCUAUGGGCGGAUCUCCAAGGGGUCCCGGACCACCUGUUCUCCGACACUGGUCUUACCUUCUUUGGGGACACAAUCGGUCGUACCGUCAAGCUUCACCCUAAUACGGAACGAUGCGUCCGUCUUGACGUUGCGCGUUUACUCGUGGUUAUGAACCUAGAGGAACCUAUACCUUCGACUAUAAAUGUCAGAGGAUCUGGAGAGACAAUCACUGUCAGCUACCCGUGGUUACCCCCACGAUGCCUUGGAUGUCAGUUAUGGGGUCACACUGAUAAAACAUGCUCCAAGAAUAAGCACAUCAAAGAUAAAACAAAAGGUGCUAAAGAAAAAGAAAAGGAUCCCGUGGGUUCUGAUAUGGAGGCUCCUCUUACCAACUCGGCCAAGGAAACAGAGGUCUCAAAAAGUAUUGACACUGACAAACCUGUGCAAGAGGUGGAGAACGUGGAAAGGACAGAAACUACAAUAGACAAGGAGCAUACCGAAGAAGACGGUAACAUUAGCGUAUCGGACAAGGAAGCGGGUAAUAAUGGUGUUUCUGAGAACGAAGAACCAUGGCUUAUGGUACUACAGAGCUCGCCUUCUGGGAGUCGGAAACUUGAAAAGCCGGAAACAAGUAAGGUGCCCGAAGAUCAAAGCAAAACCUCACCGUCCCGUUUCCAUUUGCUACGCAAGGAGCUUGAGGAGGGUGAAAUGGAAGAUGAAGACGAAAGUGAGAGCUCUGAGGGGGAAAGCUCAGUCGAAAUAAGGGAAACACUUGAGAAGAGGAAACAAUUGGAGAAGGAAAAGUCUGGAAACGUCUCCGUUAACCUUCUGUUUAAGAGUGACCAAUGCAUCACCGUGUGGGUAACCUCGGAAAGUGGGGAGAAAUUUUUGUGCUCAUGUGUUUAUGCCUCCAACUUUGCUGUCGCCAGACAGCACCUCUGGAAUGAAUUGGCUUACAUAAAGGCACAGUAUGUACUACCUGCAGUCUCAUGGAUUGUGAUGGGUGACUUCAACGAAACGCUAGCUUCCUCAGAGCACUCAAGGGGAUACCUAUCAAACGCAGGCCUCCGGGGGAUGCAAGCUUUCCAGUCUGCGGUUGCACACUGCAACCUCACCGACCUCACUUCAAUUGGUCCUACAUUCACAUGGACCAAUAAGCAAAAAGAGAAUCCGGUCGCAAAGAAACUGGAUCGAGUUCUUGUCAAUGACCACUGGUUGCACCAAUUCCCUCAAUCUUAUGGAAGUGUGGAGCCUUCGGGCGUCUCAGAUCAUACACGUUACUGGGUUAGGCUAACUACUACCGCGAUGGGGAAGAAGCGACCUUUCAAGUUUUUCAACUUUCUGGCCGAUCAUCCGGAUUUUUUGGAUACAGUUGCUGCGUCUUGGAACUCCACCGAACAGAUCUUCCAUUCCACGUCGGCGCUAUUUAGAUUCCACAAAAAGCUGAAAUAUCUCAAACCCCUACUGCGGAGACUCAAUCAAAACAGAUUCGGUAACAUACCAAAAAGAACUCAAGAUGCUUUUGAGAAACUUUGCGAGAAACAAAGGUCGGCAUUGUAG